Molecule: messenger RNA, 938 nt
Organism: Labrus mixtus (cuckoo wrasse)
Lineage: Eukaryota; Metazoa; Chordata; Actinopteri; Labriformes; Labridae
Product: G-protein coupled receptor 4-like
Exons: 3
Coding region: 80-790 (236 amino acids)
Biological process (GO): phospholipase C-activating G protein-coupled receptor signaling pathway; positive regulation of Rho protein signal transduction
Cellular component (GO): membrane
Molecular function (GO): G protein-coupled receptor activity
Source: RefSeq, a predicted model, not a curated record
CCAGUAUUACCAAAACGUCACAUUCACAAAGCAUGUGGUAACAUGCAUCAUCAUCUGUAUCGGCCUUCCUCUGACGCUCAUGGUCAUCUAUGCUCUUUACUUUCUGGUACGAAAGGAUCAUGUGGCACCAAUCUACGUCAUCAACCUUCUUAUUUCCGACCUCAUUCAGCUCUGCUGCAUGAUCAUUUGGGAAAAAAAAGGAUAUAGGGAUGAAAAGGACAUCGAAUUUUACAUUUACCAUUGUGGCCUAGUGACCAGUGUUUGCUUCAUGGUGUGUGUCUCCCUGGAAAGAUAUCUGGUCAUCGCCCACCCACUGUGGUACCGCUUCAAACGCACCAUCAAGAUCUCUGUGGUGGUCAGUGUCGUGGUCUGGCUCAUACCUCCUGUCUUUUUCCUCACUGUGUUUCCCUGGGUUAGUGGAGUUGUGACAAAUAAAAUCUUCGCCAUUGCUCUCAUCAUUCCCUUCCCACUGUUCAUAUUCUUCCUGGCUGGGACCCUCAGAGCCCUCUCUGCUUCCGUCUCCGUCCCCUCUGAAGAAAAACAACGAAUUGUUGGAACUUUGGUCCUGGUGCUGCUCAUUUACACGCUGCUGUUCCUGCCCAGCAUGAUUUUGUUCCUGGAAUUGCACAGAUAUACCAAAACUCUGUUUCACCUAGCUACCAUGUUUCUUAAACUGAGUCCUCUUGCUGACUUAAUUCUGUAUGUUUUCAUUAGAAAACAACCCAUUGGCAAGCUUUUUACCACUGUGAACUGUUGCAGAAACACUGACACCAACAUACAAAUGGUAUGAAUGUGGAAAACAUUGUGACAGUAAGCUCCUCGGAGGAAGAGAGAAUGAGGAGAAAACAGAAACAAAAUGUACCUUUGCUCAGUUUAGAACAAAUGUGUUUCUGACAAGACUUUAUUUUUUUUGCGAUGUUGUUUUUCUUGACAGAUAA